This is a messenger RNA of Scaptodrosophila lebanonensis, 2876 nucleotides long. Its product is annotated as solute carrier family 35 member C2. The coding region runs from base 455 to 1978 and encodes 507 amino acids. The record is from RefSeq and is a predicted model, not a curated record. Gene Ontology annotation, molecular function: antiporter activity. Gene Ontology annotation, cellular component: Golgi apparatus; endoplasmic reticulum-Golgi intermediate compartment; cis-Golgi network. Gene Ontology annotation, biological process: UDP-glucose transmembrane transport. The transcript has 5 exons. Lineage: Eukaryota; Metazoa; Arthropoda; Insecta; Diptera; Drosophilidae.
UUUCAACACCCAGCGCGCACGAAUACGUCAACAAAAGCCAAAGUGGCCCAAAGAGCAACAGCAACAGCUGGACAAACAUUUAUAAUAACCAAAUUGGAAGUAAAACGGUUUGAAAUUAAGAAAAAAUGUAAAUUCAUUGCCCACACUGACGCUAACUCAAGCAAACGCAAAAGUAAUCAAUUAAGCCAAGAGACAGAUAACGGCGCACACACACACGUACAUAAAGACACCCAGGUGAGGCCGGGAGCGUUGAAACGCAAACAUAUGGAAUGGCAAAACUUCAAUAAAAUUAGCGAUAAGAAAGCACAGGUACAGCCUUUCCCCAUCUCUCUUUCUCUCGCUGUCGCCGUCACUGCAGGCGUCGCAGUCAUUGCAGCACCAACAACAACAACAACAAGAAUAAACAACACAGGCAAAGUGGUGCAGUUUCGUCGCACUUUGUUUGCAAUUGAUAAUGGUGAUGCCAAAAUAUGAGCGCCUCAGUACAAAUGAGAGCACCAGUGCCCUAUCGGCGAGUGCCAGUGUCAGCGGCGUCGACGAUGAAGACUGCGAAGAAAUCGAACUCGGCCUAGACAGCGAACGAAAUAAAUUGCCAGCGUCAACGCAGAAUGGUAGUGCUCAUAAAGAUCGACGGGUCUUGCCGACGCAUGCCAACUUUCAGUACAUUAACAAUAGCAGCAGUAGCGGCGGGGGCAGCCACAACAACAACAAGUUGUCCGCACAGGAUCAGAAUCCGCUCGCUGAUAGUACAAUGUCGCGACAUGCGGAUGCGCGCUUCAUGCAAAUGGCGAUUGGCACACUGGUCACUGUUCUCGUCUAUUUAACGCUAUCGAUUACGCUGACGUUCUACCAAAAGGACAUAAUCAAAAAGUUAAAAUUCCCCCUCACCAUUGUUACGUAUCAUCUGAUCGUGAAAUUCAUGUUGGCCUCCAUGGUGCGCUCCCUUUACAAGCUGCGCGUGGGAAAAUCUCGUGUCCAGCUCGAUUGGCGUGUUGCAUUACGAAAAAUGGCACCCACAGGUAUUGCCAGUGGUAUUGAUAUUGGAUUCUCCAACUGGGGACUUGAGCUGGUGCCCAUAUCUCUAUAUACUAUGACCAAAUCAUCAACCAUUGUCUUCAUACUUUUGUUUGCCAUACUGCUGGGGCUGGAGCGCAAGAGCUGGUAUCUAGUAUUUGUUGUGGGUCUCAUCGCCGCUGGCCUCUUUAUGUUCACCUACAAAUCAACGCAAUUCAACGCGUUGGGCUUCUUUUUCUUGCUUUUUGCUUCGCUCAGCAGCGGUGUGCGUUGGACGUUCGCCCAAUUUAUAAUGCAAAAAUCAAAACUUGGUCUGCACAAUCCCGUCGAUAUGAUAUUUCAUAUGCAGCCGUGGAUGAUUGUAUCGUUGUUGCCCUUUUUAGUAGGCUUUGAAGGUAAGCUGCUGUAUGACGUUGUGCUGAAUCUGAAGCAUGUCUCCAACGAUGUGAUUGUUGAGACAAUAGCCAAGAUAAGCAUAGGCGCUGUGCUUGCCUUUCUUAUGGAAGUUAUGGAGUUUUUGGUGCUAUCGAAAACCUCCAGUCUGACACUCUCCAUAGCAGGCAUAUUCAAGGACAUUUGUCAGCUGGCGCUGGCUAUCGAACUGAACGAUGAUCAGCUCUCAUUUAUUAAUGUGGUGGGACUGGUUGUGUGCUUAAUUGGCAUAAUGUGCCAUCUGCUGCACAAAUACUCGACCAUGGGUAAAGCAGAUAAACAGCAGCAGGCUCUGCAAAGGGACAACGAUGAGGACGAGGAGGAGGACAUAGCCAACGAGUUUAAAUUUAACGAAGGCAAUGUUAUAGUUGGUUCGCAUGGUGCUGGUGGGGCUGGCGGCCAUUCAACGUUGACGGUACCGCUGCUGGAGCAGACCGAUUCCGAGGAGGAUUCGGGUAACGAUGCUAGCAAUAAGCAGAAUGCAUCGGAUGUUAUAUUCGACGUACUGAAGCGACGCGAUAUGCAGCGAUGAGUUGCUUUUGUUAUCACACAUACCUGCACACAUGCACACGCACACAGACGCUCUCACGCACACCUCUACAACACACACACACAUACACAUUUUUUUUAUUGUUUGCACCAACAACAACUUAUAUUUUUUCAGGCUUUCGGAUCCUGCGUUGGGUACUGCGUGAAAACCGUUUGAGAAAAAUCAAAAUAUAAUUUUGAACCAAACAUCAUCAUCGCAUUUAUAUGUAUGCAUGUGUGUGUGUGUGCGAUUGUCUGUGUAUGUGCCUCACCACCGCCACCACCACCCGCCGUUCCAGCGCUGCUUGCCCCUCAUCUUGUAAAUGUUGUAAAUUCAAACGCCUGCACUUACUUCUUCAAAAAUGUAGCCCAACUAAGAAUUUAAGCUUCACUGUAUUCGCAACUAUUUUAUGCAUUUUUAUGUAAUUGUUUGUAUUAUAAUUUUUACACACUUUACACAUUCCUCGAGUCUGUGACCCGAGUGCCAUUUGAAGUAAUGCAACAUUUAUAUGUUUAGUUAUAAGUUCUCUUCUCUUUUUGUUGUUGGUUGUGAGGCAGCAUGUGAAUUGUUAUUAUUCCUAAAAGAAAAACGCAUUGACUACUUUAUCGACAGCAUUUAAUUUAAAUGUAAAUUACCUGUCGUAUUAUAUUUAUGUAUUUAGAAACAAAAACUUCAACUUGAUGUUGAUGGGAACUGGAUGAUAUCUAAAUGUUAUCUUAUAAUUUAGUUAAUAUUGUAAACAAAAAGACAACAUGUAUUGUGAAUAAAAAAAUAUAAAACCAUUUUCAAAUCCAUUAUCGGUACAUAAAUUAAAACAAACUACUUAUAUAAAUAUGCUAUUCGAUGUAAAUUAUGUAAAUGUAUAUGUUUUUCCAAACCUCUUAAUAAACAAUUAAGUCUA